AUGACUAGAAUAUGGCCACCGUACACUCCUUUCCCCUUUGCCCACCAUCUCGACGUGGCGCUGUUUCCACAACUUUCUCAAAAAGUUAAGAACUCAAGUCGCAGGAGCAAUUUUAUAUCAAUGACAACUCGUUUAAAAUUUUCUAUCAACGAUUACUCUUAUAUCAACGACAACUCUUAA
Messenger RNA from Ambispora gerdemannii, 180 nucleotides. The record is from the annotation of a GenBank genome assembly. NCBI's taxonomy places the organism in Eukaryota, Fungi, Glomeromycota, Glomeromycetes, Archaeosporales, Ambisporaceae.